This is a messenger RNA of Mastomys coucha (southern multimammate mouse), 4486 nucleotides long. RefSeq names its product anoctamin 4 (gene Ano4). NCBI's taxonomy places the organism in Eukaryota, Metazoa, Chordata, Mammalia, Rodentia, Muridae. The coding region runs from base 225 to 3689 and encodes 1154 amino acids. Gene Ontology annotation, biological process: chloride transmembrane transport. The transcript has 30 exons. The record is from RefSeq and is a predicted model, not a curated record. Gene Ontology annotation, molecular function: chloride channel activity; protein dimerization activity. Gene Ontology annotation, cellular component: plasma membrane.
GUCAGAGGAGCAGCAUUUGGUUUGCACUCUGCUUGGUCCCAGGGGCCACCGUCCUCCUCUCUGCUCCGUCGCGCUUGCGUCCGGGCGGGCGGCCCCCCGGAGCGUGCCCGCUCCCCACGCCCUCGUCGCCGAACCCCAAGCCGAGGCUCCCGCACCUCUCCCGAGCGCGGCGGGCUGACUGGGCAUGCUCCGGAGCCCGGCCCCGCGCCGUGGGAGCCGAGCGCAUGCACUCGCCGGGCCGGGGGCUCGCCGUCCAGGGGCGCGGCGCUCAGGCAGUCGCCCUCGCCGAUGCGCUGGCCAGCUUGCGCCGGACGCGAGCCAGAAUGGCUUCCCUCACCGCCUACGACAAAGAUGUGAGCAGCGGGAGUUAUAACCUGUCCUCUGCAACGACAGGAAGCUUCUACAGCUGUGUCAGCCAGAUCACCAUAGGUUACGACAUUGCUGGGCCUGUUGCAAUUGGACUCUCCCAUUGGAAGAAUCCUUAUGUACAAGGCAGACCCACCCUCCCAUCAGAUCUGCCUCUCUUCAUCUCCAAAGAUGCAGGCAUCCCUGUGUACCACCAGUCCUUCACUCGCAAAGCUGACUUGACCACACCUUUGUCUUGUCCGGCCUCGCUGUCCAUCACUCCAGUGCCUUCUUAUAGCAGCAGCAGCCAGGAGACUCUGAGCCAAGACACAACAGGUUUAAGUUUAUCUAUUCAUGGGGCUGAAAAGCACUUGCAAAUCCAUCAACGGCGAAGUGUGGCAAGCCGCCCAGGGUCACGUCGUCGCCUGCCUGUGGUCAGGCAUUCCUCACUCCCACCAGGCAGACGGUCAAUAAAAAUGGAGGCCAGCUCUUCUGGAAUCACUAAUGGAAAAAAUAAAGUUUUCCAUGCAGAAGGUGGAGUGGAUUUGCAAAGCCAUCAGCUGGAUAUGCAAAUACUACCCGACGGCCCAAAGAGCGAUGUGGACUUUUCAGAGAUUCUUAAUGCAAUACAAGAAAUGGCCAAGGAUGUCAAUAUUCUUUUCGAUGAACUAGAGGCUGUCAACAGCCCUUGCAAAGACGACGAUUCUCUGCUGCACCCUGGAAAUCUGACCAGUGCUUCGGAGGACACCAGCAGACUAGAAGCAGGGGGAGAGACAGUGCGAGAACGAAACAAAUCCAAUGGACUUUACUUUAGAGACGGAAAAUGUCGAAUUGACUACAUUCUUGUGUACAGAAAAUCCAACCCUCAGACUGAAAAGAGAGAAGUGUUUGAAAGGAAUAUUAGAGCAGAAGGAUUACAAAUGGAGAAAGAGUCCUCUCUAAUAAAUAGUGACAUUAUCUUUGUGAAGUUGCAUGCCCCAUGGGAAGUCCUUGGAAGAUAUGCAGAGCAAAUGAAUGUACGGAUGCCUUUCAGGAGAAAAAUCUAUUACCUGCCCCGCCGGUACAAGUUCAUGAGCAGGAUCGAUAAACAAAUAAGCAGGUUCCGGAGAUGGUUACCUAAGAAGCCAAUGAGGCUGGACAAGGAGACACUGCCAGACCUGGAAGAGAAUGACUGCUACACUGCCCCUUUCAGCCAGCAAAGGAUCCAUCACUUCAUCAUACACAACAAAGACACUUUCUUCAACAAUGCCACAAGAAGUAGAAUCGUGCAUCAUAUUUUACAAAGAAUAAAGUACGAGGAAGGAAAGAACAAAAUCGGUCUGAACCGCUUGCUUACCAAUGGCUCCUAUGAAGCUGCCUUUCCCCUGCACGAGGGAAGUUACAGAAGUAAAAACUCCAUUAAAACCCAUGGAGCUGUAAACCACCGACAUUUACUGUACGAGUGCUGGGCUUCCUGGGGCGUGUGGUACAAGUACCAGCCUUUGGAUCUUGUAAGGCGGUAUUUUGGAGAGAAGAUUGGACUAUAUUUUGCCUGGCUGGGCUGGUACACAGGCAUGCUCUUCCCCGCAGCCUUCAUUGGGUUGUUUGUCUUCUUGUAUGGAGUCACCACUCUGGAUCACUGCCAAGUCAGUAAAGAAGUCUGCCAAGCAACAGAUAUCAUCAUGUGUCCAGUAUGUGACAAAUAUUGUCCAUUCAUGAGGCUAUCAGACAGCUGCGUCUAUGCCAAGGUGACCCACCUGUUUGACAAUGGGGCUACUGUGUUCUUUGCUGUGUUCAUGGCAGUCUGGGCCACCGUUUUCCUGGAAUUCUGGAAGAGACGCCGAGCAGUGAUCGCUUAUGACUGGGAUCUGAUUGACUGGGAAGAAGAGGAGGAAGAAAUACGACCCCAGUUUGAGGCCAAGUAUUCCAAGAAAGAGCGGAUGAAUCCCAUUUCGGGAAAGCCAGAACCUUAUCAAGCAUUUACUGAUAAAUGCAGCAGACUUAUCGUUUCUGCAUCAGGAAUAUUCUUCAUGAUCUGCGUGGUGAUCGCUGCCGUGUUUGGGAUCGUCAUUUACCGGGUGGUGACUGUGAGCACUUUCGCUGCCUUUAAGUGGGCAUUAAUCAGGAAUAACUCUCAGGUUGCAACUACAGGGACUGCAGUAUGCAUCAACUUUUGUAUCAUUAUGCUGCUGAACGUGCUCUAUGAAAAAGUCGCACUCCUUCUGACAAAUCUGGAACAGCCUCGCACAGAAUCGGAGUGGGAGAACAGCUUUACCUUGAAAAUGUUUCUUUUUCAGUUUGUCAAUCUGAACAGCUCCACUUUUUACAUCGCGUUCUUCCUCGGAAGAUUUACAGGACACCCAGGUGCCUACUUGAGAUUGAUAAACAGGUGGAGGCUAGAAGAGUGCCACCCUAGUGGAUGCCUUAUUGAUCUCUGCAUGCAAAUGGGUAUUAUAAUGGUGCUAAAGCAGACCUGGAAUAAUUUCAUGGAACUUGGCUACCCGUUAAUUCAGAAUUGGUGGACUAGAAGAAAAGUCCGACAAGAACAUGGGACUGAAAGGAAAAUAAAUUUCCCACAGUGGGAAAAGGACUACAAUCUUCAGCCAAUGAAUGCCUAUGGACUCUUCGAUGAAUACCUGGAAAUGAUUCUUCAGUUCGGAUUCACGACUAUAUUUGUGGCAGCUUUCCCUCUAGCACCGCUUCUGGCCUUACUGAAUAACAUCAUUGAAAUCCGACUUGAUGCUUAUAAAUUUGUUACUCAGUGGAGAAGGCCUUUGGCUUCGAGAGCCAAAGACAUAGGGAUAUGGUAUGGAAUUCUCGAAGGCAUUGGGAUUCUCUCUGUUAUUACGAACGCCUUUGUCAUAGCAAUAACAUCUGACUUCAUCCCUCGCUUAGUAUAUGCUUAUAAAUAUGGACCUUGUGCAGGUCAAGGAGAAGCUGGGCAAAAGUGCAUGGUUGGCUACGUGAAUGCCAGCUUGUCUGUGUUCCGAAUUUCUGACUUUGAAAACCGGUCCGAGCCGGAGUCUGAUGGCAGUGAGUUCUCAGGGACUCCUCUGAAGUACUGCAGAUAUCGAGACUAUCGGGACCCUCCUCACUCUUUGGCACCCUAUGGCUACACACUGCAGUUCUGGCAUGUCCUCGCAGCUCGGCUGGCUUUUAUCAUUGUGUUUGAGCACCUCGUGUUUUGUAUAAAGCACCUCAUUUCCUAUCUGAUACCAGACCUCCCAAAAGAUCUAAGGGACCGGAUGAGGAGAGAGAAGUACUUGAUCCAGGAGAUGAUGUAUGAGGCUGAACUGGAGCGCCUCCAGAAAGAACGGAAGGAGAGGAAGAAGAACGGAAAAGCACAUCACAAUGAGUGGCCAUGACAAGGUGACAGCUGAUUUUCAGGUGAAAGACCUGAAUUUUGUUUACGUCUUCGGGCAGUGCAAAAGCACAUUCAAGUGAAUGACUAGCAGCACAUGCGCAGUGCAUGCUGCAGACACCGCCGCUGCGCAGCCACAGGCAGGGUGGCAGCAAGGAGAUGGCUGACUGAGGUGGAGUCCUGCUGUCGUGAAACCACGCUGCAGUCCAGCACACAAUUGCUAUCUAUCCAUAGACCAUUCUUGACCGAGCAAGCAUGCACGUUAUGGGCAGUUACAUUCUCAAGUUUUUAAAACCAAGGGGAGACUUGUAUACUGGGCCUGUUUUUUUAGCCAGUUUGCUACCUUUUUUGCAUUCUAUCCUAUGUGAAUUUUACAGACACUGGGCUUAAAAAGGGUAUUUGGACACCUGGACACAUUCCUAGAAUGUCAUCCUGUCCUGUUCUACAUCACCAAAUGACAGAGAGAAGACCCUGUUUACAACUUUUUCUUUCUUUCUUUUUAAGUUCAGACUUUCUGAAGAGAUUAUUCUAUAUGACAUAUCUAUAGCUAUGUGUAUGGCCAUAGAUGUAUUUCUGUGUGUACAUAUGUAUAGACAUGUAUUCCUACAUAUGUACAUACAAAUGCAGAGGUAUAUAAAAUACAUAGGCAUUCCUUACCUGUAAAUAGCCAAAAAAAAAAGUACUGACAUGAAUGAUGAAUUUUCACAUUUAAACAGUCACCAACAUGAAGCCAUGUUUAAUUGCUUGUAUAAUGUCAUACAAUAGAAUUUAAAAUAAAUUUAUGCACAUGGAAUAUUUUCA